Molecule: messenger RNA, 1237 nt
Organism: Haemorhous mexicanus (house finch)
Lineage: Eukaryota; Metazoa; Chordata; Aves; Passeriformes; Fringillidae
Gene: TSFM
Product: Ts translation elongation factor, mitochondrial
Exons: 6
Coding region: 185-1099 (304 amino acids)
Biological process (GO): mitochondrial translational elongation
Cellular component (GO): mitochondrial matrix
Molecular function (GO): translation elongation factor activity; protein binding
Source: RefSeq, a predicted model, not a curated record
UUCGAGUCGUCCCCCCCCCAUUCCCCUCAGCCAAUCUCGCCCCUCCGUGGCGCCCGCGUGACGUCACACACGCGCGCGCAGCCAAUCGCACCUCCGCGUUCUGACCCUUCCCGGCGCCCGUAGCGCGGGGUCGUCCCUGCCCGGUGUGGCGUGACGUCACGCGGCGCGCCGCGGGCAGGCCGGGAUGCAGCGCGCGGCGCUGGGCGUGCUCGGGGGGGCGGCUCGGGCCCCCCCGAGCCGCUGGCUGAGCGCGGCCCCGCCGCCGCUGCGGGAGCUGCGGGAGCUGCGGGCGCGCACCGGGCAGCCGGUGAUGCGCUGCCGGGAGGCGCUGGAGCGGGCGGGGGGCGACCUGCGGCAGGCCGAGGCCUGGCUCGAGGCCGAGUCACGCCGCCGGGGCUGGGCCCGAGCCGCUGCCCCCGGGGCUCCCCGGGCCCGGGAGGGGCUCGUGGGGGUCCUGAGUGAGGGCUCGGCCGCCGUCAUGGUGGAGGUGAACUGUGAGACGGAUUUCGUGGCGCGCACCCCGGACUUCCAGCAGCUGGUGGAGAUGGCAGCCAGGGGGGUCCUGGGGCACUGCCAGGGGGCCUCGGGCACCAAGCACCUGCUGCGAGAGGAGGAGCUGGCCCAGGUGCGGGCAGGGGAUGGGGGGGACCUGCUGAGCGACCACCUGGCACUGGCCAUGGGCCGCCUGGGCGAGCGGCUGGCGCUGCGCCGGGCCGGGUGGCUCCGUGCCCCCGGGGGCUUCGUGGCCACCUAUGCCCACGGCUGGGUGCCCCCCGGGCCCGCGGUGGCCAUGGGCACCUACGGGGCGCUGGUGGCCUGCGGGGGGCCGGGCCCGGGGCCCCCCACGGCCGAGCUGCGGGAGUUGGGGCGCAGGGUGGCCCAGCACGUGGUGGGAAUGGCCCCCACCACCCUGGGGACCCCCGAGGACGAGCUGGGGGGUGACACCGAGACGAGGCUGCUGGCCCAGGGGACACUCCUGGAGCCGGGCGUGCCCCUGGGCCGGUACCUGCGGGAGCGGGGCGGGCUCCAGGUCUGGGAUUUCCUGCGCUUCCAGUGCGGGGAGGAGCCCCCCCAGGAGCCCUCUGCCCCCCCAGGCUGAGGGAUGGGGCUCAGGGGGGGUUCAUCCCCCCUGGGGGGACACACAGACCACCCCCUCCGUGCACCCCAAGCCAGGCUGGGGCAGCGAGAGCCUCCCCCAGGUGUGGGGGUGAAGCUGAAUAAAGGUGCAGAAGAUCCA